Molecule: messenger RNA, 849 nt
Organism: Calliphora vicina (urban bluebottle blowfly)
Lineage: Eukaryota; Metazoa; Arthropoda; Insecta; Diptera; Calliphoridae
Exons: 2
Coding region: 1-849 (282 amino acids)
Source: RefSeq, a predicted model, not a curated record
AUGUAUGUCGAUGAUGUCUUAGCUGGAUUUCAUACGCAACAGAAAUCCAUUAAUGCAAGAAAUGAACUAAUCCGAGCUUUAGAUUCCGCUGGCUUUACAUUGAGGAAGUGGACAUCAAAUUCCAAACAAAUCCUUGAAGAUCUUCCACCUGACCAUCUACUCCAUGAGGAAUUCCUGAAGUUAGAGGACAACAGUUCCGCGAAAACGCUUGGCAUCCGAUGGAAUGCGUGUUCAGAUAACUUCUAUUUUGCUGCUAAUCCAUUUCCGGAAACUGAAAAUUAUACUAAGAGACAAGUUUUAUCCAACAUUGCGAAGUUAUUUGAUCCUGCUGGCUGGCUGGCGCCUUGCAUUAUCCUUGCGAAAAUCCUUAUGCAAAAAAUAUGGAUCGAUGGUACCGGUUGGGAUGAAAAUCUUUCUCCAGAUGCUCUUUCUCAAUGGAAAUCAUUUCUGUCAAAUUAUUCCGUCAUCAACACCAUUCGUAUUCCACGAUGGGUUGAUUAUCAUCCAAAUGCCAAAAUUCAAUUUCAUGGAUUCUGCGAUGCGUCUGAAAAAGCAUACGCGGCGGCAUUAUAUGUUCGAGUAGCAGAUUCCAAUUCCAUUUCCACUCAUCUUAUUUCUUCCAAAACUAAAGUGGCCCCUAUUAAAACGUUGUCCAUUCCGCGAUUAGAACUUUGUGGUGCAGUUCUCUUAGCGGAGAUGAUAGAUAAUCUACUUCCACAGCUAGAUCUCAAUCAAUAUUCCCUUUUCUGUUGGACCGAUUCCACCAUUAGUAACGAAGAUUACUCAAGUCGUUUCAUGUUCAAAUUGGAGACACGUAAACUCGGAAGCGAAUCCAUCGGAUUUAGCUAG